AUGGAAAUUUCCAUCCUUUUGGAAACUCAAGGUUCCCCUGAUGCGCGUCACCGACGCGUUGCAAAAUACAGUCCGAUCUACAAAAACUGGCCAUUUUUAGACGAACGUGGAGUACUACGCCUUCGUGGCCGAAUUGGUGCCGCCACAUUCGCACCGGCCGAAGCUAAGUAUCCUGCGAUUCUGCCCAGGCAACACAUUAUCACUCUCCUAAUUACAGACUGGUACCAUCGUCGUUUCCGCCACGCCAAUCGAGAAACCGUCACGAACGAGAUGAGACAAUGGUUUGAAAUGGCCAAGCUGCGCGCCUUGAUUGGGAAGGUUGCGAAGAACUGUAUGAUGUGCCGACUGAAGAAAGCUGCGCCUAGUCCUCCCGCAAUGGUACCGCUUCCUGCGGCGCGUUUGCAACCAUUCGUUCGGCCAUUCAGCUUCGUUGGGGUGGACUAUUUCGGACCGAUAUUGGUUAAAGUUGGGAGGAGCCAAGUGAAGCGGUGGGUGGCUCUGUUCACCUGCCUUACUGUUCGCGCAGUACAUUUGGAGGUAGUGCACAGCCUGUCCUCUGAAUCCUGCAUCAUGGCAGUGCGACGAUUCGUUGCACGUCGCGGGUACCCGGCCGAGUUCUACUCGGAUAACGGGACAUGUUUUCAAGGCGCGAGCAAUGAAUUACAGAAAAAAGAAUUGAAGAGACGAAAUAACGCACUGGCUACUACUUUUACAACCGCUCAAACUCGGUGGUGCUUUAUAUCACUGGCCGCCCCCCACAUGGGAAGCGCAUGGGAGCGCCUAGUUCGCUCUGUAAAGGAAGCUUUAGGAACCAUAGCAGAAGCCCGUACACCAGACGAUGAAGUUCUCGAAACAGUGUUGCUCGAAGCCGAGGCUCUCAUCAACUCACGUCCACUCACUUACAUCCCCCUUGAGUCGGCGGAUGAGGAAGCCCUUACUCCCAACCAUUUUAUUCUGGGCAGCUCUAAUGGCGACAAAUGUCCAGCGAUUGAACCUGCUGAUAACCCGGUGGUACUACGUAGCAGUUGGAGACUUUCUCAGGCGAUAACCCAACGGUUCUGGACAAGAUGGGUCAAGGAGUACCUACCAUUAAUCACACGUAGGUCAAAGUGGUUCGAAGAGGUUCGGGACAUUGAACCGGGAGAUUUGGUGUUGGUUGUUGGUGGAACGGCGAAGGACCAGUGGAUUCGUGGGCGAGUAGAAACGGUGAUUCCUGGACGUGACGGGAAAGUUCGUCAAGCAAUAGUCAGGACCGCAACCGGAGUGCUCCGACGGCCAGCAGUGAAGUUGGCAGUACUCGACGUUCUGAAUAGAAGUGAAUCCAUAGGAUAA
Molecule: messenger RNA, 1332 nt
Organism: Armigeres subalbatus
Lineage: Eukaryota; Metazoa; Arthropoda; Insecta; Diptera; Culicidae
Exons: 1
Coding region: 1-1332 (443 amino acids)
Biological process (GO): DNA integration
Molecular function (GO): nucleic acid binding
Source: RefSeq, a predicted model, not a curated record